This is a messenger RNA of Mya arenaria, 3606 nucleotides long. RefSeq lists its product as uncharacterized. The record is from RefSeq and is a predicted model, not a curated record. Lineage: Eukaryota; Metazoa; Mollusca; Bivalvia; Myida; Myidae. The coding region runs from base 51 to 2378 and encodes 775 amino acids. The transcript is spliced from 11 exons. Gene Ontology annotation, molecular function: DNA-binding transcription factor activity.
UGCUCCGCGAUCUAGAUGUGUGUUACGUCACGAGAUCUGUGGUCGACAAUAUGGCAUCCAGAUUGUGUUUGUCAACCGAAGAAGAAGUAAAUGCAGCGAUACUCGAACAUGAACUUGCCACCGGAACGCGCUAUGCAGCCAGUUCAUCGACGAAGGAUUUCGGCAAAUGGGAUGCAUGGAUCCCAGGCAAAUCGUUUAAAAUCCUUUGGGAAGGAAGAAUGCCAUUCAUUAAUCAAGGACGGAAGAGAAUUAUGUGCCAUCUAGGAAAGAAUCACAAUCGAAAAAGAGCUAGGAGGAAUGAAAUUUUGAGAAUGAAGCAGUUAGAGGCAAGCCAAGGAAAAGAUGUCAAGUCAAGGGUAAUAAUCAAACCCACAAAAAAGUUAGACUGUCCUGCACUUAUAGACAUCAGAGAAGUUGCUCUUUUCCCAAAGUUUGAGGCAAGUGAUGACUCUCAAGCAACUAAGGAAAAUCAAAAGAAACGCUUAAGGAUGGCUAUACAACAUGGCAGUGCUGUUUGGAAGAAGGCGUUCCUCUUCACACUACCUGGGAAGGAUGAACAUCAGAACCACCCCGUUGGUCUAGAAGGAGGUGCUCUCGAACAUGCGGACAAGCGACUCAUACAAAAAAUCUAUGAAAUUUGUUCCCAAGGUAUUACGGACACUCAUACAGUUAAAAAAAUGUUGCACGAGUAUGCACUGACAAUCUGUCCGGAUGUUACCAGUAUAUACAACAAGAGGUUCUUCCCAGAUGGUAAAAUUGUCAGGAACCACAUCAAACGAUAUGCAAAGAUUAAAGAAGAAAAGGAAAUCGAACAUGAUCAUCAAGAUGAUGAUGUUGGCGAUGACGAUACUGGAGCGGGUUACAGUGGCGGUGAAUCCUUUCAUGAUGAUGAUGGAAAUGAAGUAAUAAAGACUCAUCCAAGUGUAAGAAUAAAAGGAACAGAGGCCAACUAUCAGCCGGAGCAAUGUUUUGAUGCAAGCUGCAUAGACCGAGCCCCCCACAUGCAUUGCCCCUUCUGUGUGAAGUCCGAAUACUACACUGACCCUACCAUUCUCAAGGCACACUACCGAGUCAAGCAUGUUGACAAGGGGAUUGAGUUUGCUGGUCUGAAGGUCUUGCGCUGUUGUUCCAACUGUGAGAUUGUGGGAGUUAUAAAGGGAGAGAAGCGAUUUAAGGGAGCUCACUGGCACUGCUACAAGUGUAAGAAUGGCUUCAACAGGCGGGAUGAGGCGAUCAAACACUACAAGACACACUUCAGAAAUCCACAAACUACAUUCCAGAUUCAAAUCACACAGGACAUAAACCAGCCAGUAUCUGUGGGGUUUGAGAAUGAAGAGGCAGCAGCAUCCAUUCCUACUGAGGGUUUCUCCAUCCACUCCAUCCACUCUGGAUCUGUCAACCUUCACGACACCCUAAGUCCGUAUACGCACAGUUCGGACAUGUCUAUGACUCACCGUGGCUUGGACGGGAUGGUUACUGGGGUAGGGGCCAUUGAGACGGUCGGACUCAAUGACACACAAACAAUCAUGAUUAUCCAGGAUGAGAGUGGACACAUUCCAGCCUUGUCAGACUCCCAACAGGAAACAGUGUCAACAAGUCCCACCUAUAUCCAUGCCACACCCACCAUAGAUUCUACCUCCGAGCUAAGGAUCCAGCAACUACAGGACAAGGUUUCUGAGCUCGAAAGACAAGCUGCCAUAAGAGAAAUGAAAAUUCAAGCUUUAGAGGCAAAGGUUGCUUCCUAUAAAGCUCGAGAAAAAGAAUUGCUGGAGCAGAUGGCUCUACCAAAUGACAAAACCAUCCAGGACAUGUGUAAGACUCUUGAAAACCAGCACAAGGAAUUGAUCCGACAGCAGCUGAAACACGUCCACAACACUCUAAGGCUCACCUCAAACCAGUCCACACCUACUACCACUACAAAGAUGAUAAUACUCAACCCCAUGACCCAGUCAAUUCCUCAGGGAACUAGUCUUCUUAAUUCUGGUCUUGGUCAUGCUUUAAACUUCCACAGUCCACAGACUGUCAGUGUUAAUAUUAGUACACGGAAUGCGGAAGAAAGUAACUUGAUAGCUACCAUGAACCAAGAACAUGGCACAGAUAUUGUUGAGAGUGCUAUUCAGAGUAACAGUAUUAAUGAAGCUACUGAUGGCAUUGAACAGGACGAUGGUACAGAGAAAGUGGAACACUUGCACGGAAAGCAUGUUACUUUUGAUGAUGGUGAUAGGGUUUCAGAUCACAGUUAUGAUGAGUCGAUUGAAGUCCAUCUCCAAACUGAGUUUAAACAGGAUCAUGACGAAACAGUUGUCGAAGAAGUGGUUGAACCGGUCAGGAAAAAACCCCGAACAAGGUUGAUACGGAAAGAGGUUGCAAACCAGUAGCGAGUGAUUUGCACUUCCUACCAGUGGUAUAACAAAACAUUGGUAAUUGUUGAAUUUAUGAAAAAAGGUACAAUUUUAUCUUGUGAUGCUUCUCUAAGUGAUGCUUCUGUAAUGCUGCCCAGACCUUUGUGUUAUAAAGUGUAUUAUUGUUUGGUAUUAAUUAUUAUUUCAAACAGUGAUGAAUGGAUUUUGAAACAUGGCAUUAUAAUAGUGUUCAAUGAUAAUUAUUGCAGAAACUGAAUAUGGUCAAUGCAAGUUGUGGACAUUUGUUGAUAAAAUUGCGUAAAAUGGUCGUAAUACGAUUCAGAAAUAGUUUCAUUUAUUUAUAUUUAAAGCUAUUCAUCAAUGUUAAGUGCUAUCUUGGUAUGCCUAAUUUGAUUUGUGAAAUAAAAAUAGUUGUGUAUGCAAAAGACAGCACCUCAAAUAGCAUUAAACCUUUGUAGUCAGUUAUAGAAUGUUUAAAUUUUCAUAUGGGGCCAAAAAAAAUAAUUGUUUAGGGUAACCUUCCCAAAAUUUCUAGGUAGGGUAGGUAGGGAUUUAUUAAUUUUUAUUUUUUUUCAAAAUCUGUUAUAAGUUUAGAGUGUUUUCUUUCACAUGGCAGUCUUUCCUACAUUACUGUCAUUGCCUGACUUUGUUUUAUCAUAUAAACAAUAAUUCUGAUUAAAAUCUGCAUUUAUCCACUCUUCGUAACUCUCUAUUCGCUAACGAAUAUUUUUUUGCUCAGAAACGGAAAAAAUAGUUAGGGUCAGCGCAUUUUUAAAGGUAGGGUCGGGUUACCCGAAACGGACAUUUUUUUAGGAUUUUAGGAGAAUGAUCGACCUUCCAGGCCAAUAUCUACUUAGAAAUUUGUUUUGAGAAGAAUCAUAUUGUUGAAAUUUGUUAUGGUUACCUUUAAUUCUGAACAAUUGGUAUGUUGCUUUAUAUUAUGAGAUUAUUUUCUCAAGUUUGAGUUAAAUUUAAGAAAUGACAGUUCAUUUAUUGUCCGUGUUUUGGUGAAGAAAACUUAACAGGUAUACAUGCAACUUUGUGUGUUUAAAACUUAAUAUAAUAAUGGUAUUUACUUUGAAUGUUGAAGAAUUGGUAUUAAUAAACGAUAUAUAUCAUGUUUGGACAAUCAUUACUUGCACUAUAAAAAACAGAGGGUUGGCGGUAAGAAAUUAAUUAAAAUGUCAAGCAUUUAUUGUAAAUGUAUUUGCAUACAGGUCACGUUUCAAGGCACAUACAAAUG